AGCAACCAGCAGCAGCACCGUUGUACGGUACCGUUACAGUUGUUUUAUUUGCGCCUUCGCAUGGUAAGACGUCGAUCGCCUUUAAGCACGCACACAUAGUAAAGUAAAGGUGAUACUGAAAACAACAUGUUUUGAGUGUUACGUGGUGAAGUUUAGGCAGUUUGAGGGACGACACGUUAUCUAUUAUUAUAUUCUAAGGAAACCAAGUUCAAUAAGAUGGCCAGCAAACUACUACUUCUUCUAGUCAUAUUAAAUGUCGUCAGGUAUUCACUCCAGGAUGUAAAUAAUAACGAAGUGGACUCGGAAAUUGAAAGUCCGCUAAAAGAGGCGAGUGCGUCAAUAUUGAAAGAACAGACCAUGGAAAAUAUCGGGGGUAUGGUAAACAAUUUUCUACAGUCUGGUGGUGCUAAGCAACUCGUCGAUGGCGUGUUGGAGAAAGUUGCUACGUCCGGCAACGCUGGGAAAAUUCUGGAAGGCCUGGGGAAUUUUUUAAAUAAGGGCGAUAAUAUGGGAAAAUCCUCUAAAGGUAACUCCAAGGAACCGGGAGGUGACCUUCUCGCCGGUUUGCAAGCACUUGGAUCGUUGAUGGGGACUUUCCAAGGCGGAGGCGACAACAAUCCACUGAACGUGCUCCAAGGUCUUGGGUCUCUAAUGGGCGGGAACGAGAACAAUGGAGGAUUCGAUCCCGCGGCGCUGGGUCAACUCGUUAACAUGUUCGCCGACUCUUUACCUGAAAAGGUGGAAAAACCAACUCCAUCAAAGAAACAAAAACAAAAGGCCAAAACGGCGCGCGAAGAGCAGAACAGUUUCGAUUUGAACGACAUGUUAAGUUUGGCGAACUCUUAUCUUGGUCAGGGAAGCGAUGGGAAGAAGUUUAAUGUGAUGAGCUUUUUGCCGAUGCUAAUGCAAACGUUCAACUCUUUCGUCGGGCCUGACGCCCAACAACGUGCGGAAAGCCAUUCGGGACAUUCGUCGGUGUUGCCGCCAAUUCUGGAAAGAAUUCAUUUGUUCUUUGAUAAUUUUUUACACUCUGACAUGGCCAAGUAUAUACUUAGUUACAUCGGCGACGAAAAAUCGUUUAAGGUUUUCACUGACGAAACGGGUAGAUUUCGUUAUGCAAAGUUCACCGAGCUUAUCGAAAACCAUUCUUUCAGAAGGCAUUGGAUUCAAAUGCUCACUAGUCGAAUUGUUAGCAUGUUGCAAUACGUGACGGAUCCGAAGAAACACACAGAGUAUCUCACAACUGUUCAAGUAUUGUUCAACGGUUUCUUGAAGAACCAGGGUUUCCCCAAAAAAGCGCUUUUCGAUACAAAGAAGCCAGCGAAGUCCCUCACCGAGUUCGUGAAUCACGCUGCUAAAACUUAUUUGGAUGCUGAUGCCGGCGACGCCAGGGAAUAUGUAGAGCCCGCUGUCGAAUACGUACAGGAAAUAUUGAAAAUGGCUCAAAAGUCACUCGCGUCAAAGAGAGAACCAAAAGAGCUUUCAGAUAAGCUGGCAGACACUAUCAACAUGGAGAUUAUCGAACCUAUUAUAAGAGUAAAUCGUGCAUAUAGGUUUGUUAAGUCGCAGCCAAAAUGUGACAGGUAUAUAUUGUGUUUGAUAAAUCAAAACUCGCCGACCGAACAGGAAAGUCUGCCUGGUCUUAAAAAGGCGCUGUAUAAGGGGAGUAGCAUUUUAGCUGCGUGGUUUGUAGGAUCUCAUUCCGGUACUUCCUUCUGGGACUUAUACGCGGAUAUAACGGAGGACAAGAAUUGUCACCUCUACUAUUCUGACAGUUGCGAUGGAUUCCAUGCGGAAGAGGUGAAGGUAACGACUGAGUAUGUACAUAGUGAAUUGUGAAAGAGACGAUAACGAGAACAAUUUACUCGACACGUAUGCCUUCGCAAAAACGCCAGCACAUGUGGGGAGAGAGAAUUGUUUCCUAUAGAGGUUGUAGAGUUAUUUGAUAAGUUAUAAAUAAAUUAUUGUAUAAAUUGG
Messenger RNA from Cylas formicarius (sweet potato weevil), 1977 nucleotides. RefSeq lists its product as uncharacterized. Bases 217 to 1839 code for a protein of 540 amino acids. Lineage: Eukaryota; Metazoa; Arthropoda; Insecta; Coleoptera; Brentidae. The record is from RefSeq and is a predicted model, not a curated record. The transcript has 9 exons.